AUGGCUCAGUCUUUUCUUUCCACUUGGAAUGUCCAGCAGCCCACUAAGAUAGAAGUCACUCUAGCUUCAGCCGCUAUACUCCUUCUCUACCUCAUCCAGCGCAUACUAAACACCCUGUAUCUCACGUCCUUCCACCCACUCUCCCAAUUCCCAGGUCCGCCCAAAGCUGCUCGUUCUCGUUCAUACAUUUAUACAAUCACGGGCGAUCACCCCGAAGAAACACUCGAAAAACUUCAUGAGAAAUAUCAAACGCAAGCAUUGCGUAUCGGACCCAAUGAACUCCACAUCACAGAUAUCACACAAUACAAGGUCAUCUACAGCCAGACACAGCCAUUCCCCAAGGAUAAAGAGUUCUACGAUGCGUUCAACACCCCACACACAGUAGUAACAGAGACAGAGAUAGAACUGCACAAGGAGCAUCGUCGCAUUCUCAAUCCCUUAUUCUCACGGGCGGAAUCCUUCAAACUUGAGCCUCUCAUACAUGAGAAGGUUGCAGUUCUGCUGGGGCAGAUCAACAAAUUGAAGGGUGUUCAGAAUAUCAAUAUAUACAAUGCUUUCCGAUGUCUCACAACAGAAAUCGUCAUGGAAUUUGUCUUUGCCAAACCAGAAAAUCUGUUGGAUGACGACAACAAUGAGUUUGAGUCCUGGUUUCAAGCUGCAUUCGAUGCCGCAGCCGAAAGUUUCUGGCUCAUGGAGGAACGACCGUGGCUAUGGAAAAUGUCCAAUUAUCUUCCUCUCAGCUUUGUAGAGCUAGUCAAACCAGAGGCCGCCAAUGUGUUCAAACUGCUCCAAUACGCUGAGACCUGUCUCCAACACUACGAGAAGAACGGCAAUACAACUUCUCAUCCAGUGUUAUUUGAUCACCUAUCUACCCUACCCCAUCAGAUAAAAGUUGCAGAGGCAUUGAUCAUUCUAGUCGCCGGCUCUGAUACCACAGCUUCCACACUGACAAGCGGACUGCUUCACAUACUCUCCAACCCACUUAUCUGCGAUAGACUGACCCAGGAAUUGAGUGACGCAGACCCAUCAUUCCAGAUGUUGAAUUUGGAGAAAGUAAAGUAUCUGACGGCUUGCGUCAAAGAAUCACUCCGGAUAGGAAUGGCAGUCCCAGGCCGUUUGCCGAGAGUUGUACCACAAGAUCUUUCCCAGCCCUUCAUUGUCGAUGGGAAAGUGAUUCCGCCGGGUACCGUCGUCUCAAUGUCAGCAUAUACAAUGCACACCAGCGAAGAAAUAUGGGGGGUAGAUGCGCGAAGCUUCAACCCAGAUCGAUGGUUGACCCCCGAGGCAAAGUCCCUCGAGCAGUAUAUGUGCGCAUUUUCCAAAGGAACUAGAAUGUGUCUUGGGCAGAAUUUGGCUCUUGCUGAGGUUACCAUUAUCAUGGCUUAUAUGUUCCGGUCGUUUAAAAUGAGUUUGUUGCCGGACGCUGAGCCGCCCCGAAGAAAAGACUUGUUUACCAUGGGAUAUGAGAAACCUGGUCUGUCAUUGAAGUUUAUGGAUAUGGGAAACAAGACAGAAUAG
Molecule: messenger RNA, 1518 nt
Organism: Penicillium nucicola
Lineage: Eukaryota; Fungi; Ascomycota; Eurotiomycetes; Eurotiales; Aspergillaceae
Product: cytochrome P450
Exons: 7
Coding region: 1-1518 (505 amino acids)
Molecular function (GO): iron ion binding; heme binding; monooxygenase activity
Source: RefSeq, a predicted model, not a curated record